This is a messenger RNA of Fukomys damarensis (Damara mole-rat), 2248 nucleotides long. It is a transcript of the gene Slc28a3, whose product is annotated as solute carrier family 28 member 3. The transcript is spliced from 18 exons. Gene Ontology annotation, biological process: purine nucleoside transmembrane transport; pyrimidine nucleoside transport. Gene Ontology annotation, cellular component: membrane. Bases 94 to 2166 code for a protein of 690 amino acids. Gene Ontology annotation, molecular function: purine-specific nucleoside:sodium symporter activity; pyrimidine- and adenosine-specific:sodium symporter activity. NCBI's taxonomy places the organism in Eukaryota, Metazoa, Chordata, Mammalia, Rodentia, Bathyergidae. The record is from RefSeq and is a predicted model, not a curated record.
UUGUGACAUCAGCAGAGGCUGAGGUUUUUGUUUUGCUCUUGCCCAGCUCAGGAGGACAUCUGCUCAGCCAUUGGAAAGGCAUUCGGAGCCCAGAUGGCAGAGCUCAACAUGGAGCUGACACGCACGGCAGCCGUCAGAAGUGAGGGCUACAGCAACGCUAGCUUCCAGGAUGGAGAAAUUGGAAAACAGAACGCAUCAGGAAACAACUCAAUACGGAGUAGAGGGGAGCAAGGAAACCUCAGACAGGGGGACGAGCGUAUCACAAUCGAGCAGGACUCCCUAAGAAACAAAGAUGAAGAUGUGGAGGACGGGCAAGACACGCAUCCAAAAGGAUAUUUCGAAAGAAAAUACAAUGCAGUUUGUGAUUUUUGUAGAAAACACAAAACCAUCCUUCGGUACAUCAUCUGGGGCAUUUUAUUAGUCGGUUAUCUGGCCGUGGUGAUUGCAGCCUGCGUGCUGAACUUUCACAGAGCCCUUCCUCUCUUUGUGGUCACGGUGGCUGCUGUCGUUUUCAUUGGCUGGGAUCACUUGAUGGCCAGAUAUGAACAUCACAUUGAUGAAAUCCUAUCUCCGGGCCGACAGCUUCUGGACAGCCAUUGGUUCUGGAUGAAGUGGGUCAUGUGGAGCCUGUUGAUCCUGGGCAUUACUUUCUGGCUGAUCCUCGACACCGCCAAGUUGGGACAACAGCAUUUGGUGUCCUUCGGUGGGCUCGUGAUGUACACUAUCCUGUUAUUUCUGUUUUCCAAGCACCCAACCAGAGUUUACUGGAGACCUGUCUGCUGGGGAAUUGGAUUGCAGUUUCUUCUUGGUCUCCUAAUCCUAAGGACUAAGCCUGGAUUCAUUGCUUUUGAUUGGUUGGGCAGACAAGUUCAGGUUUUCCUGGGGUACACUGAUGCUGGUGCUAUCUUUGUCUUUGGUGAGAAGUAUACAGACCACUUCUUCGCAUUUAAGAUCCUGCCCAUCGUGGUUUUCUUCAGCACUGUGAUGUCCAUGUUGUACUACCUGGGACUGAUGCAGUGGGUCAUCAGAAAGGUUGGAUGGACAAUGCUAGUUACUAUGGGGUCAUCUCCUAUUGAGUCUGUAGUUGCUGCUGGCAAUAUAUUUGUUGGACAAACGGAGUCUCCACUGCUGGUCCGGCCGUAUUUGCCACAUGUCACCAAGUCAGAGCUCCAUGCCAUCAUGACAGCUGGCUUCGCCACAAUCGCGGGCAGUGUGCUGGGCGCGUACAUUUCUUUUGGGGUCUCAUCCACCCACCUGUUAACGGCUUCAGUUAUGUCCGCUCCCGCAUCAUUGGCUGUCGCUAAACUCUUCUGGCCCGAGACAGAGAAACCCAAGAUAACCCUUAAGAGGGCCAUGAAGAUGGAAAAUGGCGAUUCGAGGAACCUCCUAGAGGCUGCAACGCAGGGAGCCUCCUCGUCAAUCCCUCUGGUGGCAAACAUCGCUGCAAAUCUCAUCGCCUUCCUGGCCCUGUUGUCCUUUCUGAAUUCAGCCCUGUCCUGGUUUGGAAACAUGUUUGACUACCCACAGCUGAGUUUCGAGCUAAUAUGCUCCUACAUCUUCAUGCCCUUUUCCUUUAUGAUGGGAGUGGACUGGCAAGACAGCUUUAUGGUUGCCAAGCUCAUUGGUUAUAAGACAUUCUUCAAUGAAUUUGUGGCUUACGAGCACCUCUCUAAGUGGAUCAGUUUGAGGAAAGAGGCUGGACCCAAAUUUGUGAAUGGGGUGCAACAAUAUAUGUCAAUUCGUUCUGAGACAAUCGCCACUUAUGCCCUCUGCGGUUUUGCCAAUUUCGGUUCCCUAGGAAUAGUGAUCGGCGGACUCACAUCCAUGGCUCCUUCCAGAAAGCGCGACAUUGCCUCUGGAGCCAUCCGAGCUCUGGUCGCGGGGACCAUCGCCUGCUUCAUGACGGCCUGCAUCGCAGGCAUCCUCUCCAGCACUCCUGUGGAUGCUAACUGCCAUCACAUUUUAGAGGCUGCUUUCAGCUCCACUUCACCUAGCAACACAACGGGAAUGGUGUCUUGUUGCCAAAGCUUAUUGCCCAGCGCUGUGGUCAAAGGGCCUGGCCAGGUCAUCCCAGGAGGAAACGGCAGCCUGCACUCCUUGAAGGGCUGCUGUAAACUGUUGACUCCACCCACACUCAACUGCAGCUGGAUCCCGAGUGGAUUCUGAGUGCCGCCAUUUUUCCAAUGGAAUGCAGUCUGCAGACGCUGAAUGUUCUUCUUUGGGGAAAAGAAAAGAUGUCAUCCAUAGA